AUGGGUUGUAGAGAUCACAAAGGUGUCUUGCAUGCCCAAGGGGAAUGGGGGAAAAAUCAUUCAGUCAUAUCUAGGCUAUUUCAAGGGCUAGCUCAUCUUGCCAAGGCGAUCAGAUCCCAACUUGGACCUGUGUCUUCACCAGCCCAGUUACAAGUGGGCACACCCGCACACAAAGCUUGGGCUCAAUGGCAGCAAUCUGGCAUACACACUUGGUAUUUCAAAUCCAACGACCGAGUACUUUCAUUCGACAAUCCUGUGGGCAUAGAAUCGCCGGAUGCGGACCACGAGGUAUCAUCAAGCAAACUUUUCAGAAGAGCUUCAACGGCGAUGAGGAAUAAGCGUAAAACUCAAGAGGACUGGCCUAAACGUCAAGUAUCCGAACGAAUCCCGUGGGCUGAAUAUAUCGCCACUGUAAAUGAUGAGAAGGAUUUUCCACCUCAUCUUCACCAAAUCAUUUCACCGACUACUACCACUCCUUCUUCAUCCAACCUCAUAGAGAUGUCCUCUGUGGACUCUGACUCUGAAUCGAUCAACAUUGAAGAAAGGAGUCUUGAUAUAGUCAUAGAAGAUCAAUUCGAUCAUACGAUGUUCCUCCACACACCCCCACGCGUCCCACCGCUGGACCAAUCGAUGAUCAUUGCUCCUGCUGUUGAUAUCGCAAGGAACAUCCCUUUACCCCCAAGUCCGAUGUCAUCUGCAACUUCUUUGGUGGAAACAAAACAAGAUAGGUCAUAUAUUGAUUUGGUCAAGGUGUUAUGUGGAAUACUCAAGCUGGAAUUAGAUAAAAAACCUUCCAGCUGUAUGGACAAAACAGAGAUAAUUAUCUCGAAGCACUACUAUGAGCUUUAUCCCCACAUCCCUCAACUGAUUACAUCUCUCGGAGGCAGUAUCUUUAUCGACUCCAAAUCGCCCAAACCGCUUACUUGCGGGGUACAACGAUAUGCCAUCGAUAUAGAUUGGUCGUUAGGCAGGAACGGUAGCAGCAAAUCGAACACAUUGAUCGAUGAUGAGUCGCCAAAAUUGGAUUUCCAGGGGCUUUUCAACCUCAUUCGUGACCUGAGAGAGAAAGAACUUUCACCUGGAAAUGAUGAUAACGGUUCAGGUGAUCUUCUUACUUUCUAA
This is a messenger RNA of Kwoniella mangroviensis CBS 8507, 1122 nucleotides long. RefSeq lists its product as uncharacterized. The coding region runs from base 1 to 1122 and encodes 373 amino acids. The record is from RefSeq and is a predicted model, not a curated record. NCBI's taxonomy places the organism in Eukaryota, Fungi, Basidiomycota, Tremellomycetes, Tremellales, Cryptococcaceae. The transcript is spliced from 5 exons.